Messenger RNA from Salvelinus sp. IW2-2015, 1865 nucleotides. Its product is annotated as hyaluronan-mediated motility receptor. The record is from RefSeq and is a predicted model, not a curated record. Lineage: Eukaryota; Metazoa; Chordata; Actinopteri; Salmoniformes; Salmonidae.
ACAUUCACAGCCCGAGGGGCACCAUUUAGGUAGAUUUGCAUAUAACUUUGGAUCCUUAGUAUAUCCAGCGACACGCAUUUUUGGUAUUUUUCCAAUUCCGUCUCGAUGUUAAAGUGACAUAGAAAUAGGCCUAUAUCGGUGUUAUUGCAAACACUGACAUAUGAAAACGGGAGGAGUUUCUGUCUUUAGGGCGCCACGUAACUAGAAGAAGCUAGUAAAUCAGUGGCUUGCCCCUGUGCAUCUGACAGUCAUGGAAGCUGAACGAUACAGGUGAACCACAGUAAGGGAACGAGGGAGACGGGAAUGAGGAGAUUUUUCAGAGCGCAUAGCUACAGCGAUGAAGACAACAGUCAGAUCCAGUACCUGACGGCUAAGUGUAACCGCCUGACACAUGAAACAGUGCUGGAGAGGGAAUGCCUGGGGGCCAGGGAGAGAGAGAGGAGCCUGCAGAAUGAGCUGGAGGCUCUGUCCACACAGCUCUGCCAACAGGAGCAGGUCAACAUAGAUUUGAUGUACAAACACGAUGAACUGCUCGGCAGGGUCCAUCAUGAACAGCAACGGGUGCAUCUUGUGGUGGAGGAGAGCUCCAGAGAUGCUGCACUGCUGGGCCUACAGCUGGAACAGGUCAACUCGGAGCUACUGCACCUGCAAAGUUCUGAGGUGCAGCUGGAAGGCCUGGUGGAAGAGCUGCACACUGAGGACCUGCAGAGAGCUGCAUUGACAGAGGACCUUCAGGUACAGCUGCACAGUAAUGUAUUGGAGUUGGAAGCGCUUCAGUGCGGCUACGCUGCCAGCACCCAGGAGCUGGAGGAGCUGCGCAGCGCCUGCCAGAGGAAGGUGCAGGGACUGCAGCGGGAGAAUGAGGGCAGCCUGAAGAAGCUCCAGGAGACGGCCGAGCAGUUUGAGUGGCUGUGUGAACAGCAGCGCUACUGGAUAUGCUGUGUCAAGAGAUUCAAAGACUGCCUGUCAGAGGAGAAGGACUCUCUGGUGCAGCAGGUGAAACGGUUGGAGAAGGAGGUAGCAGAGCUGAGGAAGAGCUCAGAGAGCACCACCCAGAUGCUGUGCUGCCCCCUAGAGGACACAGUCAGCCAGCACUGUGACAGAAUGCCCUCUUGGGAAUCCGGUGAGAUGGCUGACCUGCAAACCCAGGUGGACAAAUGGAGAAAGCUGUAUGAGGACCUCUUCAGCCAGUUCACACCCCACCCAGGGGGGCACGUUGUCGACGGAUACCAAAAACCUCCUUGAGGUCAGAAGACCAUGAAAUCCAUCUAUUUUUCUUCAACCCAGUGGAGGCACUCCUAACUUUUGUCUGUUUGUCUCGCUACUCAACUGUUUCUGAGAACCAUACAACCUCCCCGUUCUAUUGUUGUCAUUGUUUAAAUGUCUUGAAACCACUGCAUGACUACUGGAGUGUGAUAUGCAACUUCGUUACAGUCUAUUGUCUAUAUUUUGGUAUGAGUCUUAGUGUUCUCCUWUUUGGACACACUUUCCUGUCAUUGUCUAUUUUCAGACACACUGGUGGAACAUAGUAAAUCAACAAGUAAAAACACCUGGGAAUGUCUGUCUUGUUGUUACUCUGCCAAUCCUGAUGAUGACUCUAGCUGAUGAGCAGAGAACCACAACACAUGCUAAUGUUUUGUCCUGGUGAACAUUCCUGACAUUAACUCCCAUCAUUUACAAUUAACCAGAUGUGGGAUUAAAAACACAACUCAUGUAAAAUAUACUGUGUCUGUAAAAUGUACAUAGGUUCAGAACUUUUGUGAAACGGCACAGUUAAAAAUAUAUGGCAAAAUAGAACUCAAACUGGAUGCACUUUAGCGAUAGAUGGUAGUUGAAGGAUGGGAUUAAAAACAAACAAAAGGGAA